UAGCCUCUUCGUCGCCCCUCUUCUUGCUUGGAAGGUACUCAAAGCACCCCGGAGAAACGAGAUCGCAAGACUCACUCAGAGAGAGAGAGAGAGAGAGAGAGAGAUGGAGAGAUUGCAGAGGAUAUUCUCAGGAGCAGGUGGUAUGGGACACCCACCUCCUGAUUCUCCCCUUCUUGAUUCAUCUGAGCAGGUUUACAUCUCCUCCCUCGCCCUUCUCAAGAUGCUCAAACACGGAAGAGCUGGGGUUCCUAUGGAAGUCAUGGGAUUGAUGCUUGGUGAGUUUGUUGAUGAGUAUACCGUCCGUGUUGUGGAUGUCUUCGCCAUGCCGCAGAGUGGUACUGGUGUCAGUGUUGAGGCUGUCGAUCAUGUCUUCCAGACCAACAUGCUUGAUAUGCUUAAGCAGACUGGCAGACCGGAGAUGGUGGUAGGAUGGUAUCACUCCCAUCCUGGCUUUGGCUGCUGGCUUUCUGGUGUGGACAUAAAUACACAACAGAGUUUUGAGGCUCUGAAUCAAAGAGCUGUUGCAGUGGUGGUGGACCCAAUCCAGAGUGUUAAAGGAAAGGUAGUGAUCGAUGCCUUCCGUCUGAUCAACCCGCAGACCAUGAUGCUAGGCCAAGAGCCACGCCAGACGACAUCUAAUGUUGGACAUCUCAACAAGCCAUCCAUUCAGGCAUUGAUUCAUGGGUUGAACCGGCAUUACUACUCAAUUGCCAUCAACUACAGGAAGAAUGAAUUGGAGGAGAAGAUGUUGCUCAACUUACACAAGAAGAAGUGGACCGACGGCUUGACGCUUCAGCGAUUUGACACUCAUUCCAAAACCAACGAGCAGACGGUCCAAGAGAUGCUGAACCUGGCAAUCAAAUACAACAAAGCAGUUCAGGAAGAGGAUGAGCUGCCUCCUGAGAAGCUCGCGAUUGCGAAUGUGGGCAGGCAGGAUGCAAAGAAGCAUUUGGAAGAGCACGUCUCAAAUUUGAUGUCAUCAAACAUAAUUCAGACUCUUGGAACCAUGCUAGACACUGUUGUAUUCUAGAGUUGUUAUCAGAAAAAAAAAAAAAAAACAAAACUUGGCUGUGCUUUGGUUAGUUGCAUCGCUAGUUAACUGUCACUCUCUUUUCUAGUACUUGGUACAUGACAAAACCCUGCCCCCUUCUUUUGGCUGCAAGUUGAUUGAAUUCGGAUGGCUGAUUGAUGGUCCGGUUUGAAUUGAUCAGUCCAUGCUGGAAUAAUGUUUGAAUUUCCCCUUCCUCAGAUAUACAGGUAAACAUAUUUAAGCAAUGCUCAUAACCCACAACGGGUUGACCCCUCUUAAUGUUUUUA
This is a messenger RNA of Magnolia sinica, 1317 nucleotides long. RefSeq names its product 26S proteasome non-ATPase regulatory subunit 14 homolog. Bases 104 to 1030 code for a protein of 308 amino acids. The transcript is spliced from 6 exons. Lineage: Eukaryota; Viridiplantae; Streptophyta; Magnoliopsida; Magnoliales; Magnoliaceae. The record is from RefSeq and is a predicted model, not a curated record. Gene Ontology annotation, molecular function: proteasome binding; protein binding; metallopeptidase activity. Gene Ontology annotation, biological process: protein deubiquitination; proteasome-mediated ubiquitin-dependent protein catabolic process. Gene Ontology annotation, cellular component: proteasome regulatory particle, lid subcomplex.